GGUGGACGUCGAGACUUCGCCACACUGCACGAGAACUCGAAGCACCCCACCGCGCCGCCCCCAUGCAGAUCCAGAUCAAGACAUUAACUGGCCGAAAGCAAACUUUCAACUUCGAGCCUGAUAACACAAUCUUGCACGUGAAGCAAGCCCUUCAGGAGAAGGAAGGCAUUCAAGUCGACCAGAUCCGAUUGAUCUACAGCGGGAAGCAAUUGGCCGAUGACAAGACGCUGCAAGAGUACAACGUUGCCGCCGGCGGCACCAUUCACAUGGUUUUGCAGCUCCGUGGAGGCUGCUAAGCAGUGUAGUGCGGACUCUCUUCGUCCAUUCACGUGACGGCAGGACGAGUCGUUUGAUGCUAAUUCUCUUAAACACCCCUUCCUACGCCUUCGUGGCGUGUUGCUGCGCCGCGGUGGCUUUCUCC
Molecule: messenger RNA, 421 nt
Organism: Aphanomyces invadans
Lineage: Eukaryota; Oomycota; Saprolegniomycetes; Saprolegniales; Verrucalvaceae
Exons: 6
Coding region: 63-296 (77 amino acids)
Biological process (GO): protein ubiquitination; modification-dependent protein catabolic process
Cellular component (GO): cytoplasm; nucleus
Molecular function (GO): protein tag activity; ubiquitin protein ligase binding
Source: RefSeq, a predicted model, not a curated record